AUGUUGCCCAUGUGGAAGCAGCUGAUCAGCAGCUUCCUUGCUGUCGUUUCCAUAGCCCCGGGUGCUAAUGCAGCAUACCCCAACCCGGGCGCGGUCUCUGGCAGCAUCAAUGUCCACGACCCAAGUGUCGUCAAGACUAGCAGCGGCACAUAUCUCAUGGCCCACACCGGAACGAACAUCGCGCUCAAGACUUCCACCGAUCGCACUGUCUGGCGCGAUGCCGGCGCUGCGUUCCCGAAUGGCGCAUCAUGGACGACGGCUUACACGGGUGGCGACACCAACCUCUGGGCUCCAGACAUCUCCUACCGCAACGGGCAGUACUACAUGUACUACUCCGCCUCGACGUUCGGAUCUCAGAAGUCCGCCAUUUUCUUGGCGACCAGCAGCACGGGCGCGUCAGGAUCUUGGACCAACCAAGGCCUAGUGAUUGAAUCAUCAAGCUCCGUCGACUACAACGCCAUCGACCCCAACCUCUACGUGGACCCGUCAGGAAACUGGUGGUUGUCCUUCGGCUCUUUCUGGACGGGCAUCAAGAUGAUCUCCAUCAACCCGAGCACCGGAAAGCGUUCUGGCACGAACCUCGUCUCUCUUGCCCGCCGCACGGUGGCAGACGGCGCUAUCGAGGCCCCCUUCAUCACUCGUCACGGAAACUACUACUACCUCUGGGUGUCCUUCGACAGAUGCUGCAACAGUGCCGCCAGCACUUACCGCACCAUGGUCGGUCGGUCCACCAGCGUGACGGGUCCUUAUGUCGACAAGAGUGGUGUGCAAAUGAUGAACGGCGGUGGAACCGAAGUGAUGGCUACUCAUGGCUCGAUUUAUGGCCCUGGCCAUCCUGCUGUCUUCACAGACACGGAUGCUGAUGUGUUCGUUUACCACUACUACAACAGUGCCAACGCGGCGCUCUUGGGAAUUAACCUCAUUCGUUAUGAUUCGGAUUGGCCCGUUAUUUACUGA
Colletotrichum chrysophilum is the source of this 957-nucleotide messenger RNA. RefSeq lists its product as uncharacterized. The transcript has a single exon. The record is from RefSeq and is a predicted model, not a curated record. Gene Ontology annotation, biological process: carbohydrate metabolic process. Bases 1 to 957 code for a protein of 318 amino acids. NCBI's taxonomy places the organism in Eukaryota, Fungi, Ascomycota, Sordariomycetes, Glomerellales, Glomerellaceae. Gene Ontology annotation, molecular function: arabinan endo-1,5-alpha-L-arabinosidase activity.